CUAUUUGCGGCUCCUAGCGGUUUAAGCAAACAUAGCAACAUACUGGACCAGACAGGUCGACAAACUUUUUUUCUUAAAUUGAACACCCCAACCCAAGGCUGAUUUACGAUCCAUUCCCAGCACCGUAUGUUGCAUCUCAAGCCCCUCUCCUGCUCGUGGGUCUGUUGACAUGUUUACUCCUCCGCGCCUGGAUGAUUUGCCCAGCCUCCAUCCGUCUCCAUUGGCGGGGUAACACAACGCCUCCUCGCCCCUGCGCCAUGUGCACCCCGCCUGCCCCGCGCCAACGUGACGGACGUGAGUUUGCGCUGAAAUACGAGAGACUCUUGCAUAGUUGUGGUUGGAAGAGAGAGGACUGAAUCAGUCAAGGAUCUGGACAGCUCCGACGAAGGACACGCUGUGUAAGAUGUUCACUCGGUAAAAGCAUCUAGUAGUGAUCGACACUUAUUAUAAGCAGUUCUGUCCACCGUACUGAUACACAAGUAUCAGCUCAUACAGCUCUUCACAGUUACGUCUCGACCAAGCUGCAAUGAAUACGGACACCGACGAAUCACGCGCCUGACUCAGAGAGAUUCCUGCGGAUCCCUAGGAGUGUUCUCAGUGAUGCUGAAUGUCUUCAUCAGUACCUGCUAACUGACGGAUACAGUGGUGAAGCCGCACACAGGAGUGGUGCAUGUUGUUGCUGUUGUUGUUGUGAAAGUGGAGAUGACCUCUUAACAAGCUGCUCUCUUAUCCUGUGUUUUGUAACGGAGGAAAGUAGUUGGGCGUUGACUCAGACAGCGUGUGUCGGUGAAGUUUUUGGAACGACCAAAACUUUCUCACGACUGGAUGUGGAAGGAAAACUUUAGCAACUGUGCAAUUUUACGGCUGGCUAUUCAACCGUCUGAACCGAGGAACCGUUUAAGGGAAACCAUCGGAAUACAUAACGGAAUACGGAACGUUCAAAACUCAUCUGGUAAUAUUACUUUAAAAGUUCUGAAGAAGUGAUCAGCUUUCCCUGCCAAUCAGAGCCAACCCUACCGCCGGCCGUGGACAGCGAACUUCUGCUUUCUCACAUUCCUUUGUUUGAUUGUUCAGGGAUUCCUGCUCUAUCGGAUUAACCCAGAUAUCGAGCGGUCAGAAAUCACCCAGUGGUCAGAUCGAAAGGCAACACUUCUCUGUCUUGCACCACUAAUAUCCGUUGGAGUAACCUUGUCGUAAGAGAUCAAAUUGACCAGAUCUAAGGUCUAGAGGAAGAUCGUAAAACUUUGAAGAACAAACUCCAACGUGAAAAUCACCAUGCGGGCGGAGGAGAUGGUUGUGUGUGUCCUACUGCUGGCCACGUUCUGUAUAUCUACGGUGGACACGAGUUGGUGGUUCUUAAGCAGGCUGGACAUCAACGUGCUCGGUGCCCGCACCAUCUGUGACAACAUCCCUGGCCUGGUUCCCAAGCAGCGCCACAUCUGCCAGACCCACCCCGAUGUCAUGGUGUCCAUCGCGCGCGGGGCCGAGCUCGGCGUGCGGGAGUGCCAGCACCAGUUCCGCGGGGACCGCUGGAACUGCUCCACGGUGGACAGGGACGCAACAGUCUUCGGCAAGGUGAUGGACAAAAGUAGCCGUGAGGCAGCGUUCGUGUACGCAGUCUCAGCCGCCGGAGUCAUGUUCUCCAUCACCCGCUCCUGCAGCCUGGGCGAACUGCUGGACUGCGCAUGCGACCCCAAGAAGCGGGGAUUCAGCGAGGACUCCAUGGGUGAGUUCGAGUGGGGAGGCUGCAGCGACAACGUCAAGUUUGGGGAAGGCUUCACGAGGAAGUUCGUGGAUGCGAGGGACCGGAGCCAGAGGGACGCCCGAGCGGUCAUGAACAUGCAUAACAACAGGGCAGGGAGGAGGGGCGUUGCUAAGAACAUGAAGAUGGAGUGUAAGUGUCAUGGAGUGAGCGGGUCCUGCACUCUCCGCACCUGCUGGAGGGCAAUGGCGCAUUUCAGGAAGGUGACGGAUUACCUGAAGCGGCGGUAUGACGGGGCGGUCGAGGUGACCAUGAACCAGGACGGCACCAGACUCAUCGUGUCCGACAGGAACCACAAGACUCCCACCAAGUCCGACCUGGUCUACUUUGAAACUUCCCCGGACUACUGCCUAGCUGACGAUGAUACAGGUUCCCUUGGUACGGUGGGUCGGCAGUGCAACCGGUCGUCCCUCGGAACUGACGGGUGUGACAUCAUGUGCUGUGGUCGGGGCUAUGACACCACCAGGGUGAAAAGGUCGCGAAAGUGUGAGUGCAAGUUCCACUGGUGUUGCUUUGUCCGAUGUAAGGAAUGCUCCGAAAUCAUCGACGUCUUCACGUGCAAGGGACCCAGUAACGAAUUUGUCACGCCCAAUCAGAGGCAAAUCAACAUUCCAACGUCAAGAGUUAUCGACCAAUCAGAUAACAUCUUCCAUGGUUCUUUUCAUGGUCCAGGCCAAUCGAAGGCGAGCAAUGCGUUGGCAAUACCUCGCAUCAGCCAAUCACAGCAUGAGGACACGUGAGUGACAGCAAUGUGCUCUGAGGGUUGGAGAAAUGAAGGAAAAAGAACUUGGUGAACAUAAUCUAGCAAAAUGUGUAAAAUAUUCCCUUGAGGUUAUUUUCAUAUUAUUUAUUUCUUUUCCCUGGUCUUCAUUGUGUGGUUUGACUCCUGAAUUAAUUGAUAACUUUUUGCAUCAUGUCUUAACUUUGCAUCAUGACUUAACAGUCACAGACAGAGAAGCAAACUUGGUUUACUUUAACAUUACAUCACAAACGAUAGAUGAGAAGAAAUAUCAUUAAAAACCUGCACUGGUUCCUGCUGUCAAGGUAGCAGUUCAAUCAGUAAAUGGGUGGCUGUAGUAUUUCUACAUUUUAGUUUUAUCUACCUUUAUACCUUUGGUAGACAAGGCUAUGUGAUUGGUCUAUUAUAAGCUUGAAACACAUUUAAUGUCAUACUACACCAUAACAGCAGUCUACUUUUCAUCAAGACGGACGGAAGCAAGGUAAUCAAAUUUGUGUAUAUUGUGUUUUUGAAUGGAGGUAUCUACCCAGAGUUGGGAUGUUCCUGGGAAAGGUGUGAAAUGUUAUAAUAACAAAAAUAAUGACCUAAGCAAGUUUAAUCUAACUGCCUCAUCAUUACACAUAUAACUUUACAAUAAUGUAACCCCAAGUAGUGCUUGGUCAUAUGUACAACUGCUGUUAACAUUCUAUAAUAUGUUGAGUUCUUUAGGGCAGACGGUAUGGAUUGUGUGGAGAGACUUUAGCAAGACAUGGGUGUGUAAAUAGUGAUUUUCUUGCAGUCAUUACUGAACCAUUUCUUCCUACUUGUGUUGAAUGAAUACAGUCAUACUUACCUUUAAACGA
Branchiostoma floridae (Florida lancelet) is the source of this 3343-nucleotide messenger RNA. RefSeq names its product protein Wnt-2b-A-like. The transcript has 7 exons. The coding region runs from base 1276 to 2502 and encodes 408 amino acids. Lineage: Eukaryota; Metazoa; Chordata; Leptocardii; Amphioxiformes; Branchiostomatidae. Gene Ontology annotation, biological process: neuron differentiation; cell fate commitment; multicellular organism development. Gene Ontology annotation, cellular component: extracellular region. Gene Ontology annotation, molecular function: cytokine activity; frizzled binding. The record is from RefSeq and is a predicted model, not a curated record.